AUAGGAUUCACAAGUUCUUUAUGGGGCUUCGUGAUGAGUUUGACAGACCUCGUUCCCAGAUUUUGUCAAUGCUGAGGCUUCCGUCCCUUCAUGAGGUGUGUGCGAUGAUUGAGCAACAUGACCACUGUAUCCAUAUUACAUCACUUACCGGUUGCGACCUUGACUCCUCAGGCCGACCAGAUAACCCUUGCUACAACUGUAGGAUCUUGUUCAGGACCCUUGGCUUGGGGUGGACAGCGCUCAGACCAUCGUCGUUAGUGUGCCCCAGAUCAGCGUAGAUAGGGGGAUUCUCAUCAGUGUGAUUAUUGUGACUAAACAAGACAUCUUAGGGCUGCUUGCUAGAAGCUCCAUCCGGAGCUUUACCGCCUCGCAGCCAUAUUGUUGUCAUUGCUGAGGUACCACCACCUACAGCCGUUGCUCCUGCUACUGCUCCUCCUUGGUAGAGUGAUAUGAAUGUUAUUAUCACUUCUCACUUGGAUAUACUUAUGUCAGCCUUGACUUAUCUGGGUCCGACUAUUGCUGCUGCGACUACUACAGAGGUUGGGGAAUAUUGAUGAUGCUGUCCCUUUCUUUGGGAGAGGAUUCAACAAAAUCUAUCCACUUAUCAUGGUUAUAUAUACCUUAUUGAUAGCAAGCAAUUUUUUUUAUCGUGUCCUUGAAUAUUUUGGAAACUGGAAGACAUUCAAGCUCCAAAGUGAAACUGAUGAUUUGAAUGGAUUUGGCCCAUCAGGAAUAAUUAUUUUGCAGAAAGGGUAAUGUUUUGGCAAAUCCAUGUGCACACUACAAUUUGUUCUUUUGAGUUGGGAAAAAAAAGGGGAGGGGGCAGAAAAGAACGGUCUGCGCUUGAACAAGGACAUAAAGUUGGUGAACUUGUUAUUCCUUUGGCAAGGACUUCUGAUCUUGAGUCUAGCAGCAAUAGCGCAGUAUGUGAGUUUCAAGUAGCAUCUGAAAGAAGUGCCAUAUUGUAUUUCAUUAUCUGCAAAGCACACAUCACUGUCCAACACAUGCUUGGACACCAAACGAUGUAUAAAGAGUAAAUCAUGUU
Molecule: messenger RNA, 1045 nt
Organism: Ilex paraguariensis (yerba mate)
Lineage: Eukaryota; Viridiplantae; Streptophyta; Magnoliopsida; Aquifoliales; Aquifoliaceae
Source: the annotation of a GenBank genome assembly